AUGAGUGAGGUAGCCGAUUUCAGUGACUCUGCGGAUGAGUGGGAGGCAACGCCGAAGGGCCCAGUGGACGACGCUGAGGAAGCUGCAAACGGCAAGCCAAAGCCGAAGAGACCGCAGAUUGAUCAGCUCACAGGCGAAGAGCGCGAACUGGCCGGUGAAUUACUGAAACUUGUCUUCCACCUACCAGAUGGCUCCGUACAGCACCGGGAACAUUUUAUGGGACAGACGGUGUCGUACCUGAAGGCACAAUUGGAGGAUGUGGAUGGUUUGCCGUAUGAGCGCACAACUCUCUUUUUUGAAGAUCGCCAAUUACUUGACCCUCUCUCGCUGAAUGACUUGCCAUUUUCUGUGGAUGGGGAGAAUCAUAUCACCGUACGCCUUUCCAACUGA
This is a messenger RNA of Trypanosoma brucei brucei TREU927, 390 nucleotides long. RefSeq lists its product as hypothetical. The transcript has a single exon. Lineage: Eukaryota; Euglenozoa; Kinetoplastea; Trypanosomatida; Trypanosomatidae. Gene Ontology annotation, molecular function: protein binding. The record is from RefSeq and is a predicted model, not a curated record. The coding region runs from base 1 to 390 and encodes 129 amino acids.